Molecule: messenger RNA, 1644 nt
Organism: Anopheles marshallii
Lineage: Eukaryota; Metazoa; Arthropoda; Insecta; Diptera; Culicidae
Exons: 3
Coding region: 1-1644 (547 amino acids)
Biological process (GO): fatty-acyl-CoA biosynthetic process; long-chain fatty acid metabolic process
Molecular function (GO): long-chain fatty acid-CoA ligase activity
Source: RefSeq, a predicted model, not a curated record
AUGAUUCAAACGGAGUAUGAUAACUUGAUUCUUUCGGGAGAACCGGAACCGGUUAAUAUUGCCGAAGGAUGUGGUUCGUUAGGAAUGUUCUUGAUGAAACGUUUGUUCCGCCAUGGUGAUAAUGUGGCAGUGAUCGAUGGUGUGUACUCGAGCGAGCUCCGGUAUAUGGAAUUGCUGGAAACCGGUGUUCGGUUAGCCGAUGGUCUUCGAAAACAGGCGAAUUUACGAAAAGGCGAUGUAGUGGCAAUCAUCAGUGAAAAUAGGCUCGAAUUUCCUGCAGCUCUGUACGCAUCAUUUUUCGCAAAUGCCGCUGUUGCGCCCAUCAAUUUGACGUACACCGAGCGUGAAUUCGACCAUGCACUUAAUUUGUCGAAGCCGAGAAUAUUGUUCUUGUCGCCUUAUUCUGCGGAACGGGUGAUUAAAGUUGCACGCAAAAAUCGGCAUUUCAUCAAACAUAUUUUCCUGUUUGGCGAAGAGAACCCGUUUGGGUCGGACGUAACUCUUUACGAUGAAUUCCUCUCGCGGACAAAUGCCAUCAAUCCGUACUCUUUCCAGAUCGAACCAACCAAUAUCGAAGAACAUGUAGCCCUGAUCAUGUGUUCUUCCGGUACGACCGGUUUACCAAAAGGUGUGCAGCUAACACAGCGAAACGUGAUGGCCAGCAUUUCGUUGCUUGCCAUGAUGGAGGCUUCGAUCGAAGGACCCGUCGUUGUCCUGAGUGUCAUACCGUGGUUCCAUGCGUUUGGAUGUCUCACGUUAAUCAAUGUCAUUAGCAACAAGCUGAAGUUGGUAUUUCUACCCAAAUUUGAGGAAGGAUUGUUUUUAAGCUGCAUUGAAAAUUAUCGCUGUUCCUUUGUGUUCGUUGUUCCCCCAUUGAUGGUGUUUUUGGCCAAACAUCCAUUGGUGGAUAAUUAUGAUCUCAGUAGCAUCGAUACGCUACUCUGCGGGGCUGCUCCACUGAGCAAAGAAACGGAAGUUUUGGUGAAGAAACGUAUUGGGGUAAAGCAUGUUCUACAGGGUUACGGGAUGAGUGAAACUACGUUGGCCAUGUUGGUACAGUCGAAUGAUUCGAAAAAAUCGGGUAGUGUCGGGAAACUGCAGGUCGGUACAAUGGCGAAAGUAGUCGACAUAUCAUCGGGUAAAUUGCUAGGCCCCAACGAACCGGGUGAACUGUACUUCAAGGGUUCACAGAUUAUGAAAGGAUACAUCGGAAAUGAACAGGAAACUAAGCAAACAAUAGACAAGAACGGUUGGCUUCGUACCGGGGAUAUUGGUUACUACGAUGAAGACGGAGAAUUUUUCAUCAUUGAUCGGUUAAAGGAGCUCAUCAAGUACAAGGGAUUUCAAGUACCACCUGCCGAAAUCGAAGCUAUUUUGUUGACAAAUUCAAAAAUUAAAGAUGCAGGUGUCGUUGGGCUUCCGGAUGAACAAGCCGGGGAGUUACCGUUGGCCUUUGUGGUAAAACAAACCGCAGUAGAUCUUACGGAAGACGAAGUGCAACAAUACGUGGCUGUUCGUGCAUCACCGGCAAAACGUUUGCAUGGUGGAGUACGUUUUGUUUCGGAAAUACCGAAGAAUGUGAGUGGAAAAAUUUUAAGACGUGAACUUCGCGCUAUGUUACAACGACCUCUAGCGAAGCUGUAA